This is a messenger RNA of Salpingoeca rosetta, 2020 nucleotides long. RefSeq lists its product as uncharacterized. The transcript is spliced from 6 exons. The record is from RefSeq and is a predicted model, not a curated record. Lineage: Eukaryota; Choanoflagellata; Craspedida; Salpingoecidae. The coding region runs from base 104 to 2020 and encodes 638 amino acids. Gene Ontology annotation, cellular component: preribosome, large subunit precursor. Gene Ontology annotation, biological process: ribosomal large subunit biogenesis.
CAAUUUUACCUUUCUUGCCAAAGUCAACUUUGCCUUUGCUGCAACGGCUGCGGAGUCACAGCCACGAACAACACAACAACACACCAGCAACACCGCCACCGACAUGGCGGACGACGAUCCCGCAGCACCCACGCCUCGCACUCUCAUUCGUGCCAUCACCCGGAAUGAGAAAGCGCCAGCAACGCCUGCGGCAACAAAAACGCCUGCAACGACACCAGCGGUAGCAACUGCCACAACUGCUUCCUCCACUCGCAAGCAUGAUCAAGCACAACCGCCAACAACUGGCACGGAAACAACCUCCCGGACACGCGGCAGAAGGCAACAGUCAGCCACCACCGAAGAUCCAACCCCAAGAACACUGAUUCGCGAAAUCACUCGCGAGCAAGCUGGCGACCAAACCAUCACUCCAGACACAAGCAUCGCCAAGUCGGCAAAUGCAUCUACCCUUCCACCACCAACUCCUCGCCAAGGAGAUUUGCUUCGGGGAGUACUGGACACGACACAGAGCAGCAUGCUCGCAGCUUCAUCUUCGCGAGUGCCAAGUGCAAAUCAGUCGCUGCUUUCCAUAGCCUCAGGACCAGGUACAAGGGAUGCAUCCUUGCUUGCAGCUGAUACCACCACUCGCCCACACAAAUACCCGCACGCGUCCGCCCCGAGCCCGUCCGACGCUUCCAUAUGGGAGGUGCUACAUGAGAAACAACACACCGUCACAACAGCGGCAACAGCGGCGAAACCAGCGGUCGCAAGUACUACAGAACCACAAGCAGAGCCUGUGAAGCGACGGGCGCCCCGGCGGAGCAGCGACCUCCUCCCCAGCGGAGUCAUCCGCCAGAUCCUUCACUCCGCAACGAGCACCCGCCUCUCAACAGCAGCCGUCGACACCUGCCAGACGUGCAAGAAGACAUUCUCGUCUCGCAACGCGCACCAGAACCACAUCAACUCCAAGAAGCACAAGGACGCCGAGAAAAGGGAAGCGGCCCGCCAGCAGCGCCAGCAAGAACAUGCACAGCAGCCACAGCACCAACAGCAAGAGCAGACACAUGUCAGCAAUGGCGGCAAAGCUGGCAGUCAUGAUGAUGAUGAUGAUGAUGAUGAUGAUGAUGAUGAUGCUGCUGGCACUGCCCAGGCCAAUGUGCAGCCUUUCGAGGAGCAGAAGCGCAAAUACGAAGCGCUCAUGGCAAAGACGGCACAGGAGAUGGAAGCAAAGGAAAGACAACAACAACAACAACAACAGCAGCAGCAGCAGCAGCAGCAGCAGCUUAGCUCAACUGCACAGUCCACCGCCAUGGAGACAGCCAAAGACGAAGAAGAGGAGGAGGAGGAGGAAGAGGAGGAGCCCGUGCUUGAGCUGGUGGACAGCUUGUUCGACACGUACCGGGCAGACAGCUUUGAGGAGAAUGUGGAGUACAUGGGGCAGAAGCACGGGUUCUUCAUCCCGCAUCUGGAGUUUGUGGAUGACCUGCAGGGCCUGGUGCGGUAUCUGCAGCUGAAGGUGGGCAACUACUUCACGUGCAUCUGGUGCAACAAGGCGUGCGCGGGCCUGGAGGCGGUGCGGCAGCACAUGGAGGACAAGGGCCACAAGCAAGUUGACUACAGCGACGAGGGCCAGCUUGAGCUUGGCGACUUCUACGACUUCAGCUCGACCUACCCGGACAACGCGGCGCUGAGCGAUGCGGACCGCGACGCCAGCCUGGACGUGGUGCCCGUGCAGGACCCGAGCGGCGGGCUGCGGCUGACGAGCGGGCUGGCGCUUGCGCUUCCAUCUGGGGUGAGCGUUGCGCACCGGACCAUGCAGCGCUAUCACAGGCAGCGGUUCCGGCGCGAGGACACGCGCGAUUCCGUCGUCAUCGGCCGCCUCGCUGCACAGUACAAGGCGCUCGGGUACAGGAAUCCGCAGCUGCCCAAGGGCGAGACGAAGCGGGACCAGGCGUGGGCGGUUCGGCAGGAGCAGCGGCACCGCCUGCAGGUUGGUGUUCGCCAGAACAACCUCCACUUCAACUACGGCAAGUUCCUGCUGUAG